Pterocles gutturalis (yellow-throated sandgrouse) is the source of this 687-nucleotide messenger RNA. RefSeq names its product zinc finger, CCHC domain containing 9 (gene ZCCHC9). The record is from RefSeq and is a predicted model, not a curated record. The transcript has 5 exons. Gene Ontology annotation, molecular function: nucleic acid binding; zinc ion binding. The annotation marks the transcript as partial. NCBI's taxonomy places the organism in Eukaryota, Metazoa, Chordata, Aves, Pterocliformes, Pteroclidae.
GGGCGGGAGGGCGGCGCGGUCGCGCUCUCCUCGAAGAAGGAGCCGGAGAAGAGGAAGAAGAAGAACAGAAAGAAAAAGGACUAUGUGAACGAAGACGUGAACGGGUUUGUGGCGCACCUGAAGCAGAGCUGGCGGCGUGGAGGGGAGGCCGAAGCAGGCAGGGGUGAGCUGGAGAAGGAGGUGGCGAUGGCCUUGAAGAAGGACAAGCGGCGGGGGGAUAGGAGGCUGAAGAGGCAAGAAAUGAAGAAAAAUGCUAUGGUAUGUUUCCACUGUAGAGAACCUGGCCAUGGUGUUGCCGAUUGUCCUGCGGUACUGGAAAGUCAGGAUAUGGGUACGGGAAUCUGUUACCGGUGUGGAUCCACAGAACAUGACAUCAGCAAAUGCAAAGCAAAAAUAGAUCCAGCAGUUGGGGCAUUUCCAUAUGCAAAAUGUUUCAUCUGUGGUGAGGUGGGGCAUCUAUCAAGGUCAUGUCCAGAUAAUCCCAAAGGAUUGUAUGCCGAAGGUGGCAGCUGCAGACUUUGUGGCUCUGUGGAGCACUUCAGAAAAGACUGUCCGGAAAAACAGAACUCAGAUCAGGUUACAGUUGGGCGAUGGGCCAUUGGAAUGAGUGCAGAUUAUGAAGAAAUAACAGAAACACCAAAGCUGCAAAAACCAAAAGUGAAAGUACCCAAAGUUGUUGCCUUUUGA